CCUCCACAAGCCAAAACGUUGUGUGUGGUAGUUAACUUGAUUUUCUUUGAUCUGUCCGAAAAUAUGGCGGAACAACAAGAGGGAACAACGAACAAAAAAGCCCCUAACACUUACCGGGAACCAGGGUUGCGAAACAUGCAAACAACGUCGUUGUUCCGUGCUGUCAAUUUCGAACUCUUCGCUAAACCGAACAAGUUCACCAUGAUCCUAGGUGCAGCCGCCUUUUCUGGCUGUCUGGGCUACAUCUUGUACAUGAACAUGACUGAUGAUAAAAAGUCCAACUCUUACCCAGCUGUCAAUCCAGAUGGGUCACUCACUACACGCGUGCGGACGUCACGGUGGGACUAACCACACGGUUGCCAAAAACAUUUAUCAUGGUGCCAGAUAGUCACUGGAUACCACAUGAGUACCACAUGAGUAUAGUAGAUCUGGAUGCCAGGCCAGCCACACUUCCUACACAUAGGAAAAAUAGGCCUCUGCUUCACCACAAUCCUAUUGAAUUGUCAGAUGUUCCUUAAUAUGUGUUGUCCACUCAAAAUUUACAGGUUGUGACAUUUUGCAAGAUGAAAAGAAUGUUGGAAGAGUAAUAUGAAGAUAAUAUUGUGUUUUUAGAAUUAUAAAUAACAGGUUGCAGAUGAUUGUUGUUUUGUUUCUUGAGAAUAAUUUGUUCUGUGAGUAAUUUUACUGCUUGAAGUAUACUAAAGGAAGUGAGAAUUCCCAUUUUUCUCUGUGUGUUUGUUUUAGUGUAGAAAAUGUGAAAUAAAAUCAAUUGUAUAUUUAUGACAAGAAGAAAAGGAAGGACAAAACAAAGACUUUGUUUUCAUUUGCACUGUAUAAUAGUUUCGUCUAAUGAUAUAACAAACAUUUGUCAUAUUAAAGGCUGUACAUAAUCACAAAACCAUACAUUAGAUUAGUGGUUGAUCAAACAAGUUUUCAGUUUAUGCAUACAUGGGGAGACAACUCAUGUCAGGAAAGGCUUUCAUAAUAUAUACUCACCAGUCAGUCAUGAACAUGUGAUGCGCUGUGUUGAGAGGGCUGCAGAUUUUGAAUAGUAUGAAAUAGGCCAUAGUUGGUUUAAGCCUGAGAUUUAUUCAUUUGUAUAUUUUAUUUGAUUGGUGUAUUGAGCUGUACUCCAGAAUAUUUCACUUAUAUGACGGGGGUCAGCAGUGUGGUGGGAAGAAUCCGGGC
Messenger RNA from Liolophura sinensis, 1188 nucleotides. Its product is annotated as small integral membrane protein 8-like. The record is from RefSeq and is a predicted model, not a curated record. Lineage: Eukaryota; Metazoa; Mollusca; Polyplacophora; Chitonida; Chitonidae. The coding region runs from base 64 to 348 and encodes 94 amino acids. The transcript is spliced from 2 exons.